Molecule: messenger RNA, 5800 nt
Organism: Colossoma macropomum (tambaqui)
Lineage: Eukaryota; Metazoa; Chordata; Actinopteri; Characiformes; Serrasalmidae
Gene: adgrb2
Product: adhesion G protein-coupled receptor B2
Exons: 33
Coding region: 674-5455 (1593 amino acids)
Biological process (GO): G protein-coupled receptor signaling pathway; negative regulation of angiogenesis; cell surface receptor signaling pathway
Cellular component (GO): plasma membrane
Molecular function (GO): G protein-coupled receptor activity
Source: RefSeq, a predicted model, not a curated record
CGGAUCCCGGGGAACCUGCAGAACACGCGCACCAAAUCCAAGGCGAGCCGCCGAGAAAGAGAGAGAGAGAGGCCAGAGGGCUGGAUGUGCUCACACACGCACGCACACACGCGCACGCACACACACACACACAUAUGGUUGGUCGUUUGCAUGCCAGCGCGCGCGCCGAUGUCCUGGGAAUAAAACUGCAGCAAAUUGGGGAAUAAGAGGACGCGAGCACCGCCGCCGCUGCUGAACGCAUUUGCUCACUCCGCAACUGCUCUGGAGUAACGGGCACCGGGAUGGAUACGCAGCUCGGGGACUGAAGUGGACCUGCACCGCUUUCGCACCUUUUUUUCAUUCCGGAUUGUGUGGGUUUUGUUUUUUAAUUUCUUUUUCCAUCCGUUGCGUUACCGGUUCGGUCUGUCUGAUUUUUCCAGGCUGCGCUUUUUUCAUGUCGUCCGUUCUCCUCCAGUGUGUUCUGUCUUUAUUUUAUCUGACUGCUGCCUCGAUGUUGGGAGGAUUGAUGGUGAGAAGAUUCCGCGCUACUACGCUGCUGCUGCUGCUGAGAGAAAAAUAGCCAAGCCGCUAAACUGAGCCGUGUCAUGGAGGGCAAACUUCAUUUGUAUCUGCGAAACGAAUCCGGGAAUAUCGAAUAACUACUGCUGACAGAGAGCAGGACAAAUGACAUAGGAUGAACACUGCUGGUCAGCUCUGCCUGUCUGUGCUGUCGUCCCUUCUCGCACUGGCCUGGGCUGCGGAGCCGCUGGGCCAGGGCGCCCCCUGCUCCUCUCUGGUGGCGGGGGUCCUGUACGGCUCCUUCUCGCUCAGGGACCUCUUCCCCAGCCCCCUGGCCCUGGCCUCCGGCUGCUCCUGGACGGUGGAGAACCCCGACCCCACCAAGUACUCCCUCUACUUCCGCUUUAAUCGCCACGCCGGGGUGUGUCUGGCCUUCUCUCCGCUUGUCCUGCCUCUGGACCACUACCUGCCCAACCAAACGUGUGGCCCACCUCAGCAGCCACUUGACCCGGAGGCUGUGGAGCUGUGCCUCGUCCCUGGUCCUCACACCUUCCUGCAGUUCGACAAGAACUUUGUGCAACUGUGCCUCAGUGCUCACCCGGGCCGAGAAUCCGAAGAAGGUGACGAGAGGUCAGCAGAAGCGAAGGUGCCUCUGUCCACCGAGACUCUGGACUUUAGGCUAGUGGAAGUGUUGCUGAUCAACAAUGAGAACUCCAGCCAAUUCACCUGUGGAGUGCUGUGUCGCUGGUUUGAGGAGUGCCUGCGCUCCGGCUGGGGCUCGGGCCAGGACAGCGUGGGCUGUAGCAUCACCCAGACGGGCUGCGUGUGUCCCAAUGCUGGCCCACCGGUCCCACUGCUGCCCGCCACUCCCCACAACCGCUCUUUGGAUCCCAGUUCCAGUGUGCUGCUGCCCCCGCCAGACGACUGCUGCGUCACCCAGCUGCAUUCCAAGAAUGCCAUCGCCAUAGCACCCCGGGAUGUGCGGCAAGAUCCCGACGAUGAUGAGCAGAAGGUGAAGACCCAGAGGCCCAGGUCAGCUGACCAGCCGGGAGUGUUCCAGGCUCAGACAGGUGACCCAGCAGCGGAGGAGUGGUCCCAGUGGAGUGUGUGUUCACUCACGUGUGGGCAGGGCUGGCAGGUGCGUACGCGUUCCUGUGUGUCCUCUCCGUACGGGACGCUGUGCAGCGGCCCGCUGAGAGAGACGCGCCUCUGCAACAACACUGCCACCUGCCCAGGUGAGCCUCAGCAUCAAGCAGUGCAUGGGCUGUGGGAGGAAUGGUCUCCGUGGAGCCUGUGUUCAGUCACGUGUGGACGUGGCUCGCGGACGCGGAGCAGGAGCUGUGUGGCCGCUCAGCGUGGAGGCAAGGGCUGCGGAGGGCCCGAGGUGCAGACCAAACUCUGCAAUAUAGCUGUGUGCCCUGUGGAGGGUCAGUGGUUGGACUGGUCUCCGUGGUCUCGGUGUUCUGUAUCCUGUGGUGUGGGGUCUCAGCAGAGGCAGCGGCGCUGCAGCGUCUCUGUGCACGGCUGGGCCGAGUGCAAGGGUCCGCAUGCAGAAACGCGAGACUGCACUAACCCGUCUUGCGGGGGUGGGGGUAACUGGGGGGCAUGGAAUCACUGGAGUCUAUGCUCUAAAACAUGUGACUCGGGCUGGCAGCGCCGCUUCCGCAUGUGUGAGAGCACAGGGGCCCAGGAUUACCCCUGCGAUGGGGAUGGGGAGGAGGUGCGUGCCUGCAACGACAAGAAAUGCCCAGCACCUCAUGAGAUCUGCAGAGAUGAGUACCAGGUCUCUAUGACAUGGAAGAGAGCUUCAGCUGGAGAGACUGUCUACAACAAGUGUCCAUCAAAUGCCACUGGAUCUGCUAGUCGUCGUUGUUUGCUGGACAAUAAUGGAGUUGCUUACUGGGGUCCUCCGAGCUUCGCCCGAUGCAUCUCACUUGAGUAUAGAUAUUUACAUUUAUCUUUACGAGAGCAUCUUGCGAAGGGUCAGAGGACCCUGGCAGGGGAGGGCAUGUCUCAGAUCGUGAGGAGUCUCCUGGAGUUAAUGUCCCGUCGCAGCUAUUACAGCGGUGACCUCUUAUUCUCCGUGGAGAUUCUCCGAAAUGUGACGGACACCUUCAAGCGAGCAACCUACAUCCCAGCUCCCGACGACGUGCAGAAAUUCUUCCAGAUAGUCAGCUUAAUGUUGGACAUGGAAAACCUUGAGAAAUGGGAAGAUGCUCACCAGGUCUCUCCAGGUGCAGUGCUGCUAAUGCGAGUCGUAGAAGACUUCAUCCAUCACAUCGGGGAGGCUCAGAAGCCUUUCCAGAGUUUUCUGGUCGUCACCACUAACCUCAUUAUCACUAUCCAGCGUGAGCCGGUGUCGGCCGUCUCCAGCGACAUCAACUUCCCUAUGAAGGGAAGGCGGGGGAUGAAGGACUGGGCGCGGUCGGCGGAGGACAAACUCUUCAUCCCCAAGGAGAUCUUCACUCUGUCCUCUGAUGAAUCAGAUGAGGCGUCUUACUUUGUCAUCGGAGCGAUCCUGUACCGCACCCUUGGCUUCAUCCUGCCAGCACCCAAAGAUCCACUGGUGAUCAGCUCGAAGAUUUUGACAGUGACAGUGCGUCCUUUACCCAAACCCACUGAGCCUGUGGUAGUGGUGGAACUGGCGCCUCUGCUGAAUGGCACGUCAGACCCACAAUGUGUUGUCUGGGACCAAAGCAGCCCAGAGGCUGGCGAGGAAAACUGGGACACGGAGGGCUGCCAAACACUCCCGUCCCCGGCAGUCCACACCAAAUGUCUCUGCAGCAAGAUCUCCACCUUUGCAGUGUUAGCACAGAAAGCUAAAGACCCGGACAUGGGACCCUCCAGCAUGCCCUCCGUACCCCUCAUGGUGGGCUGUGGGGUGUCCUGUACUGCUCUGCUGAUUCUGCUGCUCAUCUAUGCUGCCUUCUGGAGGUACAUCCGCUCAGAGAGGUCCAUCAUUUUGGUGAACUUCUGCCUGUCCAUACUGGCCUCCAACGUGCUAAUACUAGUGGGACAGUCCCAGACACUCAGCAAGGGGCUGUGCACUGUGACCGCUGCCUUUCUGCAUUUCUUCUUUCUGGCCUCUUUCUGCUGGGUGCUGACGGAGGCGUGGCAGUCUUACCUUGCCGUGAUUGGCAAGAUGAGGACACGCCUCAUUCGCAAGCGUUUCCUGUGCCUGGGCUGGGGCCUGCCAGCCCUCGUUGUUGCUGUAUCUGUAGGAUUCACUAGAGCUAGAGGUUACGGCACAGCAAGCUACUGCUGGUUGUCUCUGGAAGGGGGUCUGCUCUACGCUUUCGUUGGUCCUGCUGCUGUCAUUGUUCUGGUGAACAUGCUCAUUGGAAUAGUGGUCUUCAACAAGCUCAUGUCUAGAGAUGGAAUCUCAGACAAAUCCAAAAAGCAGAGAGCAGGUCCACCGCUGGAGGCUCGUAGCAGACUGCUCCUCAAAUGCUCCAAGUGUGGGGUCAUCUCCAGCACCGCUAUGUCCAGCUCCACCGCCAGCAGCGCCAUGGCGUCAUUAUGGAGCUCGUGUGUGGUGCUCCCCCUGCUGGCGCUCACGUGGAUGUCGGCAGUGUUAGCCAUCACGGACCGCCGCUCCACUCUCUUCCAGGUGCUCUUUGCUGUCUUCGACUCUGUCCAAGGCUUCGUCAUCAUCACUGUCCACUGUGCCAUGCGCCGAGAGGUGCAGGAUGCAGUGCGCUGUCGAAUGGGUGGCUGUAAAGAUGACAGUGAGAACUCUCCAGACUCCUGCAAGAACGGCCAGGUGCAGAUCAUGACCGACUUUGAGAAGGAUGUGGACUUGGCCUGUCAAACAGAGAGAGGACAUCCAUUCAUCUUUAAGGAGGUGAACACCUGUAACCCAGCAACCAUCACUGGCACCCUGUCCCGGAUCUCGCUGGACGACGAGGAUGACCCCAAGCUGGCAGCCCAUCAAGAAGGGGUCAACUUCAGUAGUCUACCAGGGAACAUCCCACCCCCCAACCUGCUGGUGCAGGUGCCCCCUGUGGCCCCCCUCAACGAGCUCAGUGAGCAGCCCCUGAAGAAGGAGGUGAACGUGGAGCAGGGCGGACAGCAGCAGCGUCAGCGCUCCGGCCCCGUCUACCUGUGCACCGAGAGUGGCCUGGGCUGGGCCCGGCCGCCACCUUCUGCUUCAGAGCCAACGGGGGGAGGCGGCGGUGGGGGGGCCGGGGAAGGGGACUACAUGGUCCUGCCGCGGCGGACAGUCAGCCUCAAACCCCCUCCUCCUCCGCCCCAGGACGAGGGCAAGCCCCUAAACAUCACAGUGGAUGACCCACCCUUCCCCCCGCCCCCUUCCCCCCUGACCCUGCACCCGGCCGAGAGCGAGGCCUACCCCGCGGACUUCGCCGCCGUAGACCACAUCAGCAUGAACCUGAACCGCUCCUAUGGCACGCUCAAGCAGCUGCCCGCCCACGCCAACACCCACAACACGCUGCAGGUGAAGCAGGGCCGGCCAUCCGUCCGGCACAUCCUCACCUCGGGAACGGUGGAGCGCACCAGGACCCUGCCCCGCAACCUGGGCAGCACCAACACCAGCCUCUCUGCCGGAUCCCUAGAAAGGAAAAGAGUACGGUACUCUGAACUGGAUUUCGAGAAAGUGAUGCACACUCGCAAAAGACACUCAGAGCUCUACCAUGAACUCAACCACUCCACCAAGUUCCACACCAUAGAUAGGUAUAACAGGGACCCUGCCAUGUCCACAUUCAAGAGGGAAAAGCGAUGGAGCAUUUCAUCUGCCGGAGGUGAAAAGAACUCUUCGAGUGAUAAGUCCACCUCGGACGAGCAGCGCUCCUGGGACAGCUUUAAGACCAUGACCCCCGAGCCUUCGUGUGGCUCCAGCGGUCAGAAGGACAGAGUGGAGCUGCACAGUAAGACAUGGGACGCUUCCUCCGCAAACACUCCGGACACAUCCGAGGGAGACUUCCAGACUGAAGUGUGAGGGAAAAAAACACAUGCAUUUCCAAACAAACACUCAUACAAACACAUCCAUGGCGUGACUUUCUACCCAGAGGAGAAUCUAAAGGAUUAUACACUUGUUUACCACUGACGGGACAGACCAGAAAAAAAAACAGAAAAAAGACUCUAUUCUAUUCCUAUAUUUUCACAAGGACGCUUUCAAUGAAAGAGAGGGGGCUUGAAGAGUAUAUGGGGAGAAUUUUUAACAAACUGUUUCUGAAAUGUCUUGAUUUUACUUCGGAAAAGGAUUCUCUUUCACCUGUUUGAUGAUUUGGAAAUUAUGAAAAAAAAAGAAAAAAAAAUAUUUCUGCACCAUUCUUUUUAUAGA